AUGGCUCUGCUCGCCUCGUCCGCCAUCCUGGAGGCACGGGGUUUUGGCGUCGCGCCUCCAGCGCCCACCGUCGGUCCGCCGCCGCUGGGCGCCAGGCAGGAGGCGUUUAUGGAGACCUGCGCGUGGUACCCGCUCACGUCGAGCGGCAGUGACUGGGACGCCAUCAUGUGCGAGGAGCCGUGCACGACGAGCGACGGAAAGUUUGGGUGCAGCUUCAUCCCGCAAACAUGUCAGGACAGCACCGACCCGCUGUGUGCUGCGUCGGCGACUUACGACCCAGCCGUCACUUGCUGUGAAAGCGACUAUCCCUUCUGCGUGACUGGCUUCCUCACCUCUGGUGUCGACACCCUCACGGCUUUCCGCUGCGGGAGGGGCGAGCUGUCCGGCGUGGCCUCGCUCUACCUUUCGCCUGAGAUCACCAGCGCGUUCACAAGCACGACCACAACGACGACGGAGGAGGAAAGCAAGCCCAAGACCAUCACCAAGGUCGUCGCCGAGACCUCACAGACGGAGACUCCCGACGACGGAGGGAGUCCGCCCAUUGGAGCCAUUGUGGGUGGUACAAUAGGCGGUGUCGCCCUCAUCCUCCUCGUCGCCUUUGCCAUCUGGUUCAUCCGCUUCCAGAGAGGAAGGUCGGCCGAUUCCGCUGCCAAAUCCACGCCCAGCAUGGAACCCUACCGCCAACCCGAGUACGCUGGUAACCAACCGAGCUAUGCUGUGUCGCCGACUCAGGGGCAUCAGAGCGGCUACUAUGCGCCGUCGACACAGAGCUACGAACCGCAAGGGUACGCAGGGGCGCCUGUGGGAUAUGCAUCGACGGCUCCGGGAUGCCCGCCGCCUGGCCAGUCGAUGAUGACACAGAUGGACCCGGUCGUCGAGUUGCCGGGGUAUUCUGGGUAUAGUGUUCCUCAGGAGCUCUCUUCACACGGGAGAUGA
Emericellopsis cladophorae is the source of this 936-nucleotide messenger RNA. RefSeq lists its product as uncharacterized. Lineage: Eukaryota; Fungi; Ascomycota; Sordariomycetes; Hypocreales; Bionectriaceae. The transcript has 2 exons. Bases 1 to 936 code for a protein of 311 amino acids. The record is from RefSeq and is a predicted model, not a curated record.